This is a messenger RNA of Leishmania braziliensis MHOM/BR/75/M2904, 837 nucleotides long. RefSeq lists its product as hypothetical. NCBI's taxonomy places the organism in Eukaryota, Euglenozoa, Kinetoplastea, Trypanosomatida, Trypanosomatidae. The transcript has a single exon. The coding region runs from base 1 to 837 and encodes 278 amino acids. Gene Ontology annotation, biological process: signal transduction. Gene Ontology annotation, cellular component: nucleotide-activated protein kinase complex; nucleus; cytoplasm. The record is from RefSeq and is a predicted model, not a curated record. Gene Ontology annotation, molecular function: protein kinase binding.
AUGAGCCGCAGCUCGCUACCGCGUCCGCCGAUGGAUCCCGACAGCACCGCAGGAGGUAUGACCGGCAACGUCCCCGCUAUCACCUUCCCCAUUGUUCUGCGCUACCAGGACCAGGAUGUCCGUGCUCUGAUCGAGGCGAGGAAGUCGGUGUACGUCGCCGUGGAGGCAAUGAGUUGGAAGCCGCUGCCCAUGACGCCGAGCACAGACUCCUUCUAUGCGUUACUGGAGCUCCCGCCUGGCAACCACAACUACCGCUUCCUUGUCAAUGGAAUGGAGGUGGUGGAUAGCACGCAGCCGCUGGCGCCAGGGACGGCCUCGCCAAACAUGCCUGUCCCCCCGCAGGCUCCGUCGCUGCCCGUCGGUUUAGCGGUGACGCAACCGCUGCCUAAGCCGGUUGCGGCCCGUGACGGCAAGCCGGCCAACACCAUCUUUCUGAACGACGUGUUGCUGACAACAAAAGAAGACGACGACAUCAUGGACAAUGGGGAGGGCUGGGGCCAGGAGCCGAUCAUGUUCGAGGAGUCCCGCAAGUACCCACCGAUCGUCCCACUGCACCUGCGGUACACACCUCUCAAUACCCCACCUACGCUGGUCCGCUGCUCCCGCGACGGUCGCAUGGCGGUCAUGGACACUGGUGGAGAGCACAACUCCCGUGUGCCACCAGAGCACCUGCCCCUGCCACUUAGCGUCACGAUCAACCACGUGUACUUCCAGCGCCGCGAGGACCACGCCGUCAUGGGUGUAACAACGCGCUACUGUAACAAGUACACGACGGUUGUCUACUACUCGCACUUGCCAGCGAACCCGAUCGACUCCUUGGAGUCACUGAAGACGUAA